Motacilla alba alba is the source of this 4346-nucleotide messenger RNA. Its product is annotated as OX-2 membrane glycoprotein-like. Bases 67 to 1089 code for a protein of 340 amino acids. The record is from RefSeq and is a predicted model, not a curated record. NCBI's taxonomy places the organism in Eukaryota, Metazoa, Chordata, Aves, Passeriformes, Motacillidae. Gene Ontology annotation, biological process: negative regulation of macrophage activation; regulation of immune response. Gene Ontology annotation, molecular function: cell-cell adhesion mediator activity. The transcript is spliced from 4 exons.
GUGUUUAAAAAAGGGGAAGUGGCACUCAGUGGAUCGCUCACUUGUCUCUCUGAGCGCACAACUAAGAUGAUGAUGGUCACUUGCCUGCUCCUCUCCAGCAUCUGGACUGCUGUUUCAGCCUCUGUGCAGGUGAUGAACAGAAAGGUCCAGUCAGUCCAGGCGGGAGGAAAUGUUACUUUUUCAUGCCGGUCAGUCACAAAAGAAGAUGUGAUACAGGUGACAUGGCAGAAGGAGAGAGAUGGGGCUGAAGACAACAUAGCAACCUACAGUAUGAUGAAUGGCCAAAAUAUAGCCAAGGCCUAUGUAAGCCAUGUGAGCUUUGCCCACAAUGAGUUACAAGCCUCAGCCAUCUCCCUUCAUGGAGUCACCCUCCAAGAUGAAGGAUGCUACAAAUGCAUCUUCAACACAUUUCCCUCGGGGGCUGUCACUGGCAGGAUGUGUCUCAAGGUUUAUGCCAUCUCGGACCCCAGACUGGAAACUAAGCUUAUAUCCAGUCCAGACAAACCUGACGACUCUGAGAAAAUGGUGGGGAUGAGCUGCUCAGCAACAGGGAAACCAGCUCCAAAAAUAAACUGGCACCUCCCCAGCAUCCUGCAGCAGAAACCAAGGGAGUACCACAUAAAGUUCAGCAACCAGACCGUGACUGUCAUCAGCAAUUUUACCCACACCUACUCCAAAAUCCUUCAGGAAUACCCCAUCACCUGCAUGAUCCAACACCCUUCUCUAAAUGUGACCCUGGUCCUGCCCACAGACAGCCUGGAGCAGGGUCUGGACAGCAGCAUGGCACCGGCCAUUGCCAUUGCACUGGGGGUCCUUGUCCCCCUGACCUCCCUUCUCAUUCUCACCUGCCUCUUCUACCACUGCCUCAGGCACCUACGUGACCCAGAGAGAAACCCAACCUGGCCCUGCUGGGUAGGUCUGCCUUUCCUCAGGGUGCUGCAAAAUUCACCCCCACAGAUCUUGGGGUUCAAUACCAUGACCUGGCUCUGCCCAGCCACACCAGGGCUGCCUGCACACUGCCCAAGCCAGGCUGAAACUGGGCUGGAGAGGGACACAGGAAUAAGCCCCCAGCCAGACAGCUGGGAAUGAGAAACCUGAUUGUGUAUAGCCAGCCUACUGGUGCCCAAGAGUGCUGGCAGGUAGAAAACAUUCAUUGUGCCAAUGACAAGGCAUGCUGCAGUGGGAGCAUCACUCUGCUAUUAUAUUUGUGCACAAAAUAGCUGUGUAAGCAGUGGCCAGACACUUGCAUGGGUCCUCUGCAGCUCCUAAAGUAGCCUCCCUCAGCACAACCAAUGCAGCUCAUGAAGGCAGCAACUUUGAAGAUGAGCCUCAAAAUAUGGUCUUAGAGGAAAACCGUGCCUCUGUGAGGGAAGCCCUGGGUGCCACACUGGGGCAUGGGCUGAGGCACUGCUGGUUGUUCACCAAGGCUAUCCUAGUGCAGGGGUGCAGGAUACAAGCUUGAGGUGGGGAUAAACUGAGGUGAAGUGGCACCGUUUCAGAAAAUCACAGUCUAGUUUUGUGAAGUCUCCUCAUCCUCCUUGCAGUACAUGCCUAGUAUGUGCACCCUGGAUUCUGAGGAACAUUUUGGAGAAAAAGAAGCAGUGGAGGAAAUGCAACACAUAUCUUAGGUGUUAUACCUCUAGGUCCGAGCUGAAGACUGCUGGUGGGAUUGCAAGGGAAAAACAUUAGUCUCCCCUCACAAAGAGACACAAGGACUCACUUGGCAAUACAAAUAUCCAGGAUCUUUACCCUCACACUUAAAACAUUCACAUAUUUUGAGGAAAUAAACACAAAAACCACUUUUUCAUCAGGUACUUCCUGCCUGCACCAAGGCCAAGAAGUGCAGGCAAUACGGAGCUGCAAGCACAUGGGCUCCUGCGGUGUCCCACAGCCUUGGUGCGCCACUGAACACCUGAGAAGCUGCCCCACCUACACAUGCAAGAGAUAAACACUUAAAGUGGCACUUCAAGCUUUCAAGGAAACCUCCUGUGACUUUCUCCAAGAAAAAAUAUAAAAAGGGGCAAUAAUAUAUCCUUUAUAAUAUGUAUUUAUUUAUUUUAUUACACUAUAAUAUUCUGUUUCAUAAGAAUAAAAUGUAAAAUAUUUAUUUGAAACUCAGGCUGGCUGUGUGGAUCCAUUUAGUUGAACUCAUGUAUUUUUGGGGGUUUUAACAUUGUUUAUUACUCUUUGAUAUUUUAACAUUGCAAACUCAAAAGUGGAUGCGGGAUUGAGUGAAACAAGACAACAUUUUGUAAGGCUGCUGGCUUGGAAAGUGUUGCUGAUGGACCAAAAGAGCCCCUUACCAGGAGCUGGGCUGCAGAAAACCUGCAGAACAGCCCAGCACACUGCUCUGAACUUCAGGUGUUGAACUUGUUCCCUAAAGGGCACGAGAGAUCAGGCCAAGACUGCAGCCAGCCUGGACUUACAACUCAGGUGCCAGGAGUAACAGGCUUCAAGCCAAGAGUCACGAGGAAGUGCCAAGUCCACUUUCCAGUAACCUCUCCUGGAAAGCAAUGUAGAAGGCACAUAGAUAUUUCCUUGUUCGCUCUUUCUUGGGGCUUUUCACUGCCCGCUUUUUAAUGUACCUGAUCUAUCACAGCAGCCUUGUGUUUCCUGGCAUCCCACCCACCUUAAGGAGGAAGCAGGGCAAUAAAAGGGCAGCUGCAGGGUUAGUAGGUUGUCCAGUGCAUUUUGUUUGUGUCCUGGUGUAGUGGCAGGUGAGUGCAGUGGGAAGCAAGAGGCUGCUAGGCCUGAGGAGGUGGGUGCUUUAUUUAUUUCCAUGUGGGCAGAUAAGUACCAGUGCAGGGCUAGGAAUGUUCCCUAUUCUGACCACGCUUUGCUUCUAAGCAGUGGGUCGGAUCUGAGCUGUAAUCUCCUGUAAUUCCCUGAAUUGCACCAUAUGCUCAUGAAGUCUCGUUGACUUAGGGAAAGAAAAAUGAGCCCACCUGGCUCAUGCUGGUCUUGUCGGAAGCCACCAGUGCAGGCUGCUUCCUCGCCUUCUGGCUUCCUGGAGCAAAAGCAUGUAAUCUGUUUUUUACUCAUACAUGUAUUUCAAAUGGGUGUCCCAUGUAAAUCACUAAGUUGUAGUCAAAAAGCCAAGUGAACUAAAAUGAAAUCAAGUUGAGAAUGAGUAAACCUGGUCUUUGCUAUAAAAUACUUCUUUUAAACCCCCCUAAUGCCUGGAAAUAGCACAGUUGGUGAGUGAGGGGAAAGAGGAACUGCCUGCAGCUGUUACAAUUGGGGUUUUUCCUGCAUAGCCUCCUAACUGUCAAAGGAGGAAGUAAUGGUUUGUCCAAACUUUUCCACCAUUGCUGCUUUGUUUCAUUCUUGAUGAGGGAAGAGGCCAGGGGAGAAGGGUUUCCCCUGGGUUUGUGGAGGGCAGGAAUGGGGUGGAAAGCCCCUGGCACCCUUCUUGUGGCUGUGUAGCCUCAGCCCUUGCCAUUCUGCACAGUCUGCACUUGCAAUUUAGAGCAAUUUAUUUGAGUUUUAACAUGAGGUUUCUGCUUGUGUUUAGACUACGGUUUUGUUGUUUGUUUUGUUGGGGUUUUUUUUAAUUAAAAAAAAAAUCUCCUGCAGAAACAGGGAGUUUAGACAAGGGUAAAGAAAAGGAUUUCCUGAGGGAAGAGAGAAAGGUACAAUGCCAGUCAGAAAUCUAUUCAAACCCAGGAAAAUGGCAGUGAUUAUCAAUUAUUGUUUUCUACAAGCUGAUCACCUGGAGUGUGGGAAAGCAGGGCUUGGAGUCAUGAAAGUAUCUGUUCAUGUGUGGUUUUGUAGUUUAUUUUACUUUUUAGCAGAAUGUAGAAAUUUUUAGAGGUUUUAGAGGUUUCUGAUUAUGAGUAUGAUAGGUCCAGCAGCUGGGUGAGGGAUGCAAUGGCUUACAAGUAAAUUUCUGUAUAAGAUUUAUUUUUCAUUCAUGAUAUUAGAAUGAGAAUAUGAUAUCCAGUCACGGAACACUUAAAACUAAUACAUGUACUUACCUUCAUGCUCUACAAAGCCAUCUGCUAAGAUGCAGCACCAUAAAAUGCUGUGUGCUACUGCUGUGGUGUUUGGUUUCACAUAGCAAUGAAAUGAAUGCAAGAAUACAGACUAUGGAUAAUUAAGCAGCUGAUAGCUCUGGGGCAAAAAAAGAAUAUGAAAUAGAUACAAACCAUCUUUUGUGGAAUAGAUAAAAGCAUGACUGAUGGAAUCAGAAGUUUUGACUAUGAAUGAUGAAAAUCCUAACUGCUGUUAUGAGAUUUCUUUGUAAUUAGUUUGUGCUUGUCUGUCCAGUUAUUUCUGUUAACAAUUUGUAAGAAUUUCUUAGAGGUUAAAUUUCAAAUUGGUUUAUAUAGAUACCUAAUAUUUAA